This is a messenger RNA of Penicillium malachiteum, 1269 nucleotides long. It is a transcript of the gene rpt3, whose product is annotated as proteasome regulatory particle base subunit RPT3. Lineage: Eukaryota; Fungi; Ascomycota; Eurotiomycetes; Eurotiales; Aspergillaceae. The transcript has 6 exons. Gene Ontology annotation, molecular function: ATP binding; proteasome-activating activity; ATP hydrolysis activity. Gene Ontology annotation, cellular component: proteasome regulatory particle, base subcomplex. Gene Ontology annotation, biological process: proteasome-mediated ubiquitin-dependent protein catabolic process. The coding region runs from base 1 to 1269 and encodes 422 amino acids. The record is from RefSeq and is a predicted model, not a curated record.
AUGGGAGACGUCGCCGUGGAAAACCCGGCCAACAGCGUCACGCCUCUCUCCAAGCCAGUUGCUCUGGACGCCCUUAGCAAGCUGGAUUCUUUGGAGGGAGCAGGUGCCGAUGCAAAUGAUGAAUACGCCACUCUGAAGCGGUUACAGAGACACCUAGAAUACAUUCAACUGCAGGAGGAAUACAUCAAAGAUGAACAGAGGAGCUUGAAGAGGGAGCUUGUUCGAGCACAGGAGGAGAUCAAGCGUAUACAGAGUGUGCCGUUGGUCAUUGGACAGUUCAUGGAAGCUAUCGAUCAGAAUACCGGUAUCGUCCAGAGCUCAACCGGAUCCAAUUACGUUGUUCGCAUCCUGUCCACACUCGACCGCGAGAAGCUGAAGCCUUCAUCCUCGGUCGCCCUCCACCGACACUCCAACGCCUUGGUCGACAUUCUGCCCCCAGAGGCCGACUCAUCGAUUGCUAUGCUGGGUGAAAAUGAGAAGCCAGAUGUGACCUACGCCGAUGUUGGUGGUUUGGAUAUGCAGAAGCAGGAGAUUCGGGAAGCCGUUGAGUUGCCGUUGACACAUUUCGACCUUUACAAGCAGAUUGGUAUUGACCCUCCCCGUGGUGUCUUGCUUUAUGGCCCUCCCGGUACCGGUAAGACCAUGCUCGUCAAGGCUGUGGCAAACAGCACAACCGCCAGCUUCAUUCGUGUCAACGGUUCAGAAUUCGUCCAAAAAUACCUGGGAGAAGGUCCUCGUAUGGUCCGUGAUGUGUUCCGCAUGGCUCGCGAGAAUUCACCAGCCAUUAUCUUCAUUGACGAGAUUGAUGCCAUCGCCACCAAGCGUUUCGAUGCCCAGACUGGUGCUGAUCGUGAGGUUCAACGUAUUCUGCUGGAAUUGCUGAACCAGAUGGAUGGUUUCGAGCAAACCAGCAACGUCAAGGUCAUCAUGGCCACCAACCGAGCUGAUACUUUGGACCCUGCCUUGUUGCGUCCCGGUCGUCUUGACCGAAAGAUCGAAUUCCCUUCGCUGCGUGACCGACGUGAGCGCCGUCUGAUUUUCAGCACUAUUGCAUCCAAGAUGUCCCUCUCCCCAGAAGUGGAUUUGGAUUCCUUGAUUGUGCGGAAUGAGCCUCUGUCCGGUGCCGUUAUUGCUGCGAUUAUGCAAGAGGCCGGUCUUCGAGCAGUGCGCAAGAACCGAUACAACAUCAUCCAGUCUGACCUGGAGGAUGCUUAUUCCUCCCAGGUGAAGAGUGGUCACGAGGAUGACAGACUCGACUUCUACCGGUAA